GGGUUCCAAUCUCAUCUUCUGCAUGUCACGGGUCAUGGCCAAGUGCUGGUCAUUCCGUUUGCACAUGUUUAAAUCCUCAGACACCCUCGUGGCCUCCUCCUCCUCCUCGCCCUCUCCGCCGUUCCCCCGUUCCCGACCCUCACUUUCUUCCUCCACCUAGCUCCCACAAGUACAAGUUCUGGACUUGGCUUUAUCCAACGCGCGCGCGCACACACAAACCGAAGUUCCCCCUUCAAACCCGCAGAGGCUGAGCUAGUAGCAAUGGAGAGUAGCCGCAUCAUUGCGACGUGUACUCCCCAAUGAUUGAUCAUCUCAUUCUCAUCUCUUCCAAGAGCCCCUCGUCCCGCACGCCUGCUCCCCUCCUCUUCCUCCUCCACUCUACCCGAUGACCAACAGCGGCAGCGCCGGCGUCGUCCGGAGCAUGAGCGGCAACGGCAUCGUGGACGGUGGCAGCUGGCUGGGGUUCUCGAUGUCGCCUCAUGCAGCCGCGCCCAUGGCCGCCGGCUCCGCCAUCGACAUUGGUGGCCAGCAUGUGCAGCACCAGGGCGGCUUCUAUUACCCUCCUGCCACUGUCACAUCUUCCCCGGCGUCCUACUACCUCGGUGGCGCAGGUAAUGUCGCCGCCGCCGCGAAUGGCGGGUACAACUACUACUCCGGGGUCUCCUCCAUGCCUCUCAAGUCCGACGGCUCCCUCUGCAUCAUGGAGGCGCUCCACCGAAACGAGCAAGAACACCAAGCAGGAGCGAUGGGGUCGGCGUCGGCGUCGCCGAAGCUCGAGAACUUCCUGGGCGCGGGCCCUGCCAUGGCGCUGAGCCUCGACAGCUCCAGCUACUACUACGCCGGCCGCGGACAUGCGUUGGACCGCGGCGCCGGAGCCGGCACGCACCAGGUUCAGUACGCCAUCAUCCCCGGUGCCAGCGCCGGACACGACGUGUACUACGACGCCCACGCCCACGCGGCCAUGAUGGACGAGCAGGCGGCCAUGGCCGCGGCCGGAUGGAUGGCGCGGGGCGAGGAAGGGGGAUACGACCAUGGCGGCAACGGCGCCGAGGAUGGCGCCCUGGUGCCGGUCGACAUCGGCAACCAGGUGCACCCGCUGGCGCUGUCCAUUAGCUCCGGGUCCCAGGCCAGCUGCGUCACGAUGCAGGCGUCCGCCUACGCCGGGGAAGAGUUCUUGGCCGUGGGCGCCGCCGUGGCCAGCAAGAAGCGCGGCGCCGGGCAGAACAAGCAGGCGGUCCAGCACCGCAAGUCCAUCGACACGUUCGGGCAGCGGACGUCCAAGUUCAGGGGCGUCACCAGGCAUAGGUGGACGGGGAGGUACGAGGCGCACCUAUGGGACAACACCUGCACCAAGGAAGGCCAGACCAGGAAAGGCCGCCAAGUUUAUCUUGGUGGGUAUGACAUGGAGGAGAAGGCCGCUCGGGCGUAUGACCUGGCGGCUCUCAAGUACUGGGGCCCUGCCACGCACAUCAACUUCCCGGUGGAGGACUACCAGGAGGAGCUGGAGGAGAUGAAGAAGAUGACCAGGCAGGAGUUCGUGGCGCACCUCAGAAGGAAGAGCAGCGGCUUCUCGCGCGGCGCUUCGAUCUACCGUGGAGUCACCAGGCACCACCAGCACGGGCGGUGGCAGGCGCGCAUCGGCCGCGUCUCCGGCAACAAGGACCUCUACCUGGGAACAUUCACAACGCAGGAGGAAGCGGCGGAGGCCUACGACGUGGCGGCGAUCAAGUUCCGCGGGCUCAACGCCGUGACCAACUUCGAGAUCACGCGGUACGACGUUGAGAAGAUCAUGCAGAGCAGCACGCUCCUACCGGGCGACGAGGCCCGGCGCAAGUCCAAGAACGCCGAGAGCGGCGGAGCCCUCGUGGCCAACGACGACGCCGCGGACUGGAGGACGGCCACGCCGUGCGAGGCCUUCUACGCGCUGCAGGACAUCGUGUCCGUGGACGACGAGGCCGGGUCUCGUGCGCAGGGCGGGGGCGCGCGCGUGUCGAACGCGUCGUCGCUGGCGACGAGCCUGAGCAACUCACGUGAGCAGAGCCCCGACCGAGGCGGCAGUGGCCUCGCCAUGCUGUUCGCCGGGCACGCGGCGCCGAGGCCUGGAAGCGCGCAUCAGCUGCCCUCCUGGGUUGUCUCGUCGUCGGCUCCGGUGCCCGGCGUGUCCGUCGCGCACAUGCCAGUGCCCAUGUUCGCCGCGUGGGCCGACGCUUGAGGAUGAUGCCGGGAUCGACAGGCAAUGGGUGCUCUGUAAUCUGUAGUUCGUUUAGCGGUUUAACGAGUAGUACUUCGGUAACCACUUAGUCAAGGAGUAGUGGCCAUAGUUAACUUACCGCCAUAGUUCGAUGGCGAGUAUUAAGGCGUGUGCAUGCCUGGUGCUCUUGUGGUUCCUUCUCCUGCUGUGUAUGAGGGAAGGGUUCCGUUUUUGUAAUAUUGAGCCUGUCAUGCGUGGCAUGCAACGGCAGCAUCAACGCCGGUAGCCACACCACUGGUCGGAGCUUUGGGUGGUUAGUUUCGAUCUCCUGACCUCCUAACUUCAGGAAACCAAAUACUAGUUUGUUGUUUUGCAAA
Molecule: messenger RNA, 2568 nt
Organism: Brachypodium distachyon (stiff brome)
Lineage: Eukaryota; Viridiplantae; Streptophyta; Magnoliopsida; Poales; Poaceae
Product: AP2-like ethylene-responsive transcription factor ANT
Biological process (GO): regulation of DNA-templated transcription
Molecular function (GO): DNA-binding transcription factor activity; DNA binding
Source: RefSeq, a predicted model, not a curated record